This is a messenger RNA of Paramuricea clavata, 1135 nucleotides long. The record is from the annotation of a GenBank genome assembly. NCBI's taxonomy places the organism in Eukaryota, Metazoa, Cnidaria, Anthozoa, Malacalcyonacea, Plexauridae.
AUGAAUAUGAAUAAUUUACAGGUUGGUGCGGAGUUUUUAUCGUUGGAUUCGCAAGAGUGGUCAGCACAUUAUGGGUUUGCGUACAGUAUAGUAAAGUGAGUUUUUGAAUUUUUUUGUAGUGGAAAAGUAAUGUCUUUGAAGAUGAGAUAUACCAGUUGUUUAUAAAUUUAAAUGAAAAAGUGGGUGAAGAAGGAAGACUGGCUUUAGAACGUCAACCCUGGGAGUUGAGAGAGAGAAGACCAAUGUAUAAUGGAUGGUGUGUAAAUAUUUUGGAUCGAGACAUUUUGUAUUGUGGCGUAAAGGGCUAUGUUUACAUGAAUCCGAAAAUAUACGGUGUUGAUUAUAUUAGUGUUGGAAAAGUAGUACUUGUACACGACAUAUUAACCAAAUAUAGUGUUAGAAAUAUAUAUGAACACGAUUCUAGGGGUUUCUUUGAUUGCGACGGCAGCGAUGAGGACAGGGAUGUAAUGGCUGCAAUAAUUCAUAGUUUAACAGGAUUUUUUAAAGAUAAUGACUAUUCGUUUGUAAAUAUAUUACAACAAAAUAUUUUAAGGGGCGUAGGGGUAUUAGUAAAGGAAAAUGUAAUAUGGGAAAUGUGUAAACUUUUUAGAAUAAUAUAAAUUAAAUAUUUUCUAGAUAUGCAACGGCUUAUUUUCGAGAAGACGAUGAAAUAGUAAAUAAAAUGGCGUUAUGUUAUGCCAAUCAGAUUGGAAGUUUUUGGCCGAGAUCCUGUACGGGAAAAACAAUUUUAAUGGUUGACAAUUGUCUUUACAAGAUACGGUGUUACGUGUAUUUGGUCGGGUGUGUGUCGCGUGAAGACUUGAUAUUGGGGGUGAUUGACCGUGGCGAAUAUGCGGCAUACAGGGUUACUUUAAAGAUUUCUGAUUUAGGUUUUGAAGUAACAGUUGAUGCCGCUCAAGAGGGUUAUAAAUAUCCGCAUGGGGUCGAAGGGGGUAGCGGGUAUUAUUAUGAAUUAUUAGCAAUGUAUAUACAAGAAUAUUUAGAUAUGGAAUUAUGUGAGAUGGAUGGGGAUAUUGGGGAGUAUGAUAGUUCACGAGAUAUUUUAUAUUCUUCAAAAAUGUUAGCUGAGUUUCAGAGGUGGUUUAACUAUCGUAAGAAUGAAGAUAAAUUGUAA